This is a messenger RNA of Hevea brasiliensis (rubber tree), 1818 nucleotides long. RefSeq lists its product as uncharacterized. The transcript is spliced from 3 exons. Bases 114 to 971 code for a protein of 285 amino acids. NCBI's taxonomy places the organism in Eukaryota, Viridiplantae, Streptophyta, Magnoliopsida, Malpighiales, Euphorbiaceae. The record is from RefSeq and is a predicted model, not a curated record.
GUCUUGCAAGAGCCUUUUCUUUCCUUGUUUCUUUCUUCUUCUUCUCCUACCUUCCCAUCAAUAUCUCUAUCUUUCUUUAUUUGAAAUAAUUCAAAGGAGAGAGAGGGAGAGAGAUGGGUAUUAAUAAUCAUCUUGUUGAAGAGAAGGCUCUUGAUUAUGGCAAUAGCAGAAGAAGAAGAAGCAUGGACAGCCUUGAAGAGAGAGUAUCUGUGUUUCUUGAUGAAGAUUUUGAUCAUUCUAAUCCUUCUUUUGAUGGCCAUGAUCAUUAUGAUGAUCAUGAUUCCUUUAUUGAUGAUCAUCAAAACUCCAUGGAAAGAACAAUUUUCUGGGAAUCACAAGAGGCUUUGCUUCAGGAAGUUCUAGAAUGCCAUAGCACAACAGGGUCAAAGUGGAGGAAAGAGAUAAACAGAAUAAUAGAGAAGGCAAAGGAGAGAGAGUGCUGCAAAUGCGCUGAGCCCACUAGCUGUUUCAGGCGAAAGGUUGUUGAUUUCCUCUGCCAAAGAGGUUUCAAUGCUUCUCUCUGCACUUCCAAGUGGAAUCACACUAAAAAAUUCCCAGGAGGGAAACAUGAGUACAUUGAAGUAAUUGUGAGCACAAGUGGACGCAAGAAGCAAAUCCCAUACCUAAUAGAAUUGGAAUUCAAGGAACAAUUUGAGAUAGCAAAGGCAUGUGAAGAGUACAAGAAACUUGUAGCUCAAUUACCAAAAUAUUACAUAGGAAAAGCUGACUACCUAAAUGCCAUUGUUGGUAUUCUCUGUGACUCAGCCAAGAGAUCAAUGAAGGAGAAGAAAAUCCAUAUGGGUCCAUGGAGAAAGAGAAGCUUCAUGCAAAUGAAAUGGUCGAGUUCUUCCACAGGAGCAGGAAGCUCCAUAGAUGAAUCUUCAAGUAAUAAUUUUUCUCUGCUUUCAUCAAACCAAGCUCAUGAUUCUUGCUUCCACUUCUCUGCAGCUCCUGCUGUGAUAGUCACUUGAUUAUAUGCUCACUGGAAGCCAAAAUAAAUAGAAGCAUUACUGUUUUUGAUAGAGAAAUUUUCAAUUUACAAUUUGGUCCCUGGGUUUUAUCCUAUUUACACUUUAGUCCUUGGAUUUUGAAAAAAUAAUUAUUUAAUCUCUUGGUUUUGCACUAUAUUACACUUUAAUCCUUGAAUUUUUGAAAAAUAAUUAUUUAAUCUCUGAAUUUUAUAUUAUAUCAUACUUUAGUCCCUGGAAUUUUAAUAUAUAGAACAAUUUAGUCCUUCUGUUAAUGGAUAAAAUUAUCAUAAACAUUAAAAUUACAAGGACUAAAUUGUUAUAUAUAUUAAAAUUAAAGGAAAUAAAUAAUUCUUUUCUCAAAAUUUAUGAAUUAAAGUGUAAUAUAAUGCAAAACUAAGGAACUAAAUACUUAAUUUCUCAAAAUUCAAAGACUAAAAUGUAAUAUAAAGUAGAAACUAAAGACUAAAUUGUAAAUUUGCCUUUUUUUUUUGACUCUUCAAGUUUCUGGGGUGAUUUAUAUAUGCAAUAAAAAUAAAAAUAAAAACAGUAUACUUAUGCUUGAGUAUUGAGUGGGGUAAUGAGAGCUGUAAUGUGCAUUUGCUAGGGCAGACCUCAGAAAGCUUUCAAAUUGGAAUACUUAAAGUUUGCAUCUUGUGGGUCAUUCAAGUAGCAAUUCUAGGUCAAGUAAUUAAUAGAAGAGCUUGAAGUGGUGUUAGUAUAUGUGUAUCUCUGUGAUGCUAAUGGAGAGCAGAUUGUUCCCAGGAAAAUUUUUGUUAUUAUCAGAAAUGUAUGACUUGUUUUGUUGAGUAUUUUAUCUAUGCAAUGAAGCAGAAGUUUUUCCAGAGAA